GUGUUUCACUUCACUAGAGUAAGCUACUAAAGCCUUCCCGGCCGGUGAACUCUCCAUCAUCUAUGCCGACCUUUCCUCUGUAGAACCUUCGCUCUUAAUUGCGUUUGUUGGAAGGUGGUCCUCCUUUAACACCAUCAAAAGAGCACAGCUGCUACCUUCAAGAUGGCCUAUGAAAUGACUGAGCAAAAAAGAGUUGGGUUGGGUCUGAUUGGUUUUGGCAUCUUUUUCACCUUCCUUGGUGUAAUUCUUUUCUUUGACAGGGGUUUGCUUGCUUUGGGGAAUAUAUUUUGGUUGACAGGGGUAGCCCUUCUAAUCGGUUGGCGUUCUACAUGGAAUCUAUUUAGUAACAGAGCAAAUUAUAAGGGUUCUAUCUCUUUUCUUCUUGGGCUUUUUCUCAUAUUUGUUCGCUGGCCAAUAGUUGGUAUAAUCUUUGAAAUAUAUGGUUAUAUUGUUCUCUUCGGUGGAUUUUGGCCUUCUGUCAAGGUGUUUCUCUAUCAGAUCCCUGUAGUGGGAUGGAUUCUACGGUUCUUUUGAUCUGCUUCUUGAUCACAUCUGGAGGAGCAUUGGUUGAAUGGUUGAGGCUCUCUGAUGUCUGUUCAUGAACUGUUGGAAUUUCUGUAGUUGUUGUGGUUGUCUUCUAUUUUCAGCAGCUUGACAUGAUCCUAAAACAGCAGGGAAGCUUCAUAGCAAUCAAGAAUCUGUUAUCCUGGCAAGAAGUAAAAGGCAAAGCAUCUGCAAAGGGUGCAAAACACAGUAAUCGUAAGAAGCAACUUUCCUUUUCCUUUAAAAGUUCAACACUCACAAAUACUUCUGUAACAUAGGUUCUUAAGCUUUUCUGUUAAUGCAGCAUAAUUUGAGCGCAAUGGGUUAUCGAAGAACUAACAAAAUUCUAUCCCAUUUCUUCAUAGCUUUUCACCAUCAAUUCUGUAUUAUAUUUUAGAUUCUUUAUUGAUUGCUGAAGGAAAACCACCCUUGUAAGCCUUUUAAAAGAUCAAAUGGAAAUGGGAAAAGUAUAUCACCCUUUGAAGAAAAA
Vitis riparia (riverbank grape) is the source of this 1033-nucleotide messenger RNA. RefSeq names its product vesicle transport protein GOT1. NCBI's taxonomy places the organism in Eukaryota, Viridiplantae, Streptophyta, Magnoliopsida, Vitales, Vitaceae. The coding region runs from base 163 to 534 and encodes 123 amino acids. Gene Ontology annotation, biological process: retrograde transport, endosome to Golgi; endoplasmic reticulum to Golgi vesicle-mediated transport. The record is from RefSeq and is a predicted model, not a curated record. The transcript is spliced from 7 exons.